CUGCAGCAAGCACCUAGCAUACAGGCUAAAUGUUGAAAACUGGUAAAUUGGCACUUUUUAAACCUACUGUUUUGAGAAUUCUUUCCAUAACUCUGCUCGUUAGUAUGAGGACACUCUGGAAAGACACUCGUUCUUGAGUUUACAAAUAGUCGUGUCAAGAUUUAUGUGUUAUUUAUUUAUUUUUUGGCGUGUACAUCCCAGCUGCCUGGAGGAAAUACAAGAGUCGAGCUGUGGUGAUAUCGGCCUGCUGAACUGCACGGCCAUCGUGAACACCAGCAACGAGUCUCUAAAUGAUAAAAACCCGGUGUCCGACAGCAUCCAUCGGCUGGCAGGAGCCGAGCUGAGAGACGAGCUGCUCAAACUCAAAGGAUGUCGGACCGGCGAGGCGAAGCUGACUAAAGGCUUUAACCUGGCGGCGCGGUACAUCGUCCACACCGUGGGACCAAAAUAUAAAUCCAAGUACAGGACGGCGGCGGAGAGCUCUCUGUACAGCUGCUACAGGAACACGCUGCAGCUGGCUGCGUAAGAACCGUCUGAGACCAGUGUUCAUGAAUCAGAGUCAAGUAUAAACUCCCUUUCAACUGGGUUCAAAGCAACGUGAUACAGAAAUGAUACGAAAUCUAUUUAAGCUGUUGACAGAAUUUUUAGAUUUGAAUUGAUUCCCAUCCGAUAUGGUUUCGUUUUAUAAACAAUAUCGGUUCCUGACGGGUGCAACUAAACACUAAUGUGAUGAAAGAAACUCACAGCUUCACAGUUUUUCGAAAUACAUUCAUUUGAAAGACAGCAGGAAUAAACAACUAAAAAAACACCGUUUGGAAAGUUCAAAUAGGAAUGUUGCAUCUGUCUUUGAGUGGAUAAUAAAAUGAAGCUAAACAUAUUAACUCAUUCAAGCUGUCGCAGUGAUUUAGAAGUGAAGAAUUCAUAAUUUGCCUUAGACCGCACAAUAAAAGCUUCUGAAGUUGGACAUUUUUCAUGAUUAAGGCUU
This is a messenger RNA of Notothenia coriiceps (black rockcod), 985 nucleotides long. Its product is annotated as ganglioside-induced differentiation-associated protein 2-like. The record is from RefSeq and is a predicted model, not a curated record. Bases 164 to 526 code for a protein of 120 amino acids. Lineage: Eukaryota; Metazoa; Chordata; Actinopteri; Perciformes; Nototheniidae. The transcript is spliced from 3 exons.